CCAGAACGAAAGGUAUGAUCAUACCUUGUUCCUUUGUCAAGAUCUUCGUCUACCUAUGUAGAACCGUAGGUCUGUCCAGCCCUCGGCUGUUUGGAGUGUAGCCUCUUGAAGAAAGGAUGUACUCGCGUUGAUUCGACAUUGCUGGCUCACGAAGAUCAGCUCCAGAUGCAGAUGGCUCGGGUUACGAUAAAUGAACCGAAUAAUGGUUGUGAACAUCUCGACCCUACGCCCACAAUCGAAGGCUCGACCUCUCGACCUCCCAAGCAUUGCUCCAAAUCCCUAUCUAACGGAGGAAUGGUGGAUGCCAUAUCCUCGAACGGUAGCUCGGUAUGCGCAACGCCGAGCCCUCCUUCUCCCUUGAUGGAACAUCGCAGGAUCGAGUUGAAAGUUGUUCACGCUACCCCUGACACGCAAGAUAGAUGGGGACAGAAGGGAGGGCAUUCUCGGAACUCGUUGGGUGCUGUCGAUACCGCACUCUCCGAGCUGCUCCUUCAAGACCCAGUCACCAUACAAUUCCUUUCGGAUUUCGCUUCCCGUUACCCCAACCUCCGCAGAAUCACAGUCAGAAUGGGUAGACAUGCCUCUGAACCCUGCUCUGCCCUUGGACCCACCGACCCACCCGCCGACGGACUCGAUGGUGAUCAAAGGAGCGCGGAUUUGGGUAGAACUGACUCUGCCGAUCGAGUUCGCAGUCAUCUCUAGGAUAGUUCCGAUAGAUAGACAGACUAGUUUGUGG
Messenger RNA from Cantharellus anzutake, 736 nucleotides. RefSeq lists its product as uncharacterized. The transcript is spliced from 3 exons. The record is from RefSeq and is a predicted model, not a curated record. The coding region runs from base 166 to 702 and encodes 178 amino acids. NCBI's taxonomy places the organism in Eukaryota, Fungi, Basidiomycota, Agaricomycetes, Cantharellales, Hydnaceae.